This is a messenger RNA of Solanum verrucosum, 626 nucleotides long. RefSeq lists its product as uncharacterized. The coding region runs from base 383 to 529 and encodes 48 amino acids. The transcript has 2 exons. NCBI's taxonomy places the organism in Eukaryota, Viridiplantae, Streptophyta, Magnoliopsida, Solanales, Solanaceae. The record is from RefSeq and is a predicted model, not a curated record.
CCCUUUUGUGAAAUCAAAGGAUUUUCACAGGAUCUUGAUUCCCACUUUUUGUCUUAUGUAUGAACUUCUUUGCAGCUGUUGAAGCAGAAACCUGUUUUGAAAGUUUGGUGGUUGGUCAAGGACAAAUCUUGGAUCCCUUUUGGGUAUGAACUGAGGAUUUGGGGUUUUCUAUAUAUGGAUUUGGUGGGGAAAGGUGAUUGCUUUUUGGGUUAAAUUUAUUUGAUGAAGUGAGGAUUUGGGGUUUUCUAUGAAUGGGUUUGGUGUAGAAAGGUGAUUGCUUUUUGGGUCAAAUUUAUUUGAUGAAGUGAGGAUUUGGGGUUUUCUAUAAAUGGUUUUGGUGUAGAAAGGUGAUUGCUUUUUUGGGUUUGCUGAAUCUUGGAUCAUGGCGGUUCCAUGGAGUACAACACUGUGGAUGGCUAAGAUGGUGUGGAUGGCAUUGAGUGGUUGGGUAGUCUCUUGCUUGACUAUUGCUGAUGAGGUUGCUGCCUCUUUUCGAACUGGUGAUAUUGGUCCUUUUCAUGUUGGUUGAGUUAUAUUGUACAGAAACAUCAUCUUCUCCUUUGUUUGUGAAUUGUUGCUUGCUUCUUACAGAUUUUGUAAAUUUAUGGAUAAAUAUCAUUUACAGU